CAGCGAGCACAUCCUGCAAUCCUAGUCCCUAGUUGCCACAGCAACAUCGCUGACCGGAACGCGGGGUAAGGCGCGAUCUUGACCUGCCCUCAAAUGGCAUCUCAAAAGGAACUCUAUUCCUACAAUGCACCGUGGUCAGUAUACGGUCUACACUGGUCACAAAGGCCGGGAACAUUCAGAUUGGGACUUGGAAGUUUUAUUGAAGACCAGGGGAACAAGGUCCAAAUCAUCGAGCUAUACGAUCGGGAUGCAGAUUUCGUUCUGGUAGACGAGGUGGACCAUCAAUAUCCCUGUACAAAGCUGCUAUGGCAGCCCUAUAAAGCCACCAAUUCCCCAGACCUAUUCGCCACUACUGGAGACUUCCUAAGAGUAUGGGAAGUAAAAAACUCCAGCGAUGGGUCAUCUGAUGACCGCGGUUCUUCGACAGUGGCCAACAUGGGCGGUGGUGAGCGAACGAAGAUAGUUCCGAGGGCAACUCUGAGAAACCAACGACGAACAGAACUGGCGGGUCGAGAUUCUUGUGCUCCGAUCACAUCAAUGGACUGGAAUGAGACCGAUCCAAACAUUGUUAUAACGAGCAGCAUCGAUACUACAUGCACAGUUUGGGAUUUGUCGACUUUGCAAGCUAAGACGCAAUUGAUCGCUCACGACAAAGAAGUAUAUGAUGUGGCCUUUUCUCGCGGAAACGACGUGUUUGCAAGCGUUGGUGCCGAUGGAUCUUUAAGAAUGUUUGACCUUCGUAAUCUUGAACAUUCAACGAUUUUAUAUGAAGUUGGACCGGUGCCACGAGAGGCAGAGGUCCCAACAAUGGUGGAUCAGGCCUCUGAUGGCCUUCCUCUCCUUCGUCUGUCCUGGAAUAAGCAAGACCCAAACUAUAUCGCUACAUUUCAAACCGGUUCUUCGGCAGUGCUGAUUAUGGAUAUCCGGGUUCCUGCUAUUCCAGUCACAGAACUGCGAGGACAUGGGUCGGCUGUGACAGCGAUUGGCUGGGCACCUCAUUCCAGUAGCCAUAUUUGCAGUUCCGGUGAUGAUGCGCAGGCGCUCGUCUGGGACAUUUCGCAAAACAAUAAGGAGAAGCAGAUCCAAGAUCCGCUACUGGCGUACUCUGCUGAGGGGCCCAUCAACCAAUUGAUGUGGUCAGCCAGUUCGCCAGACUGGAUAGCGAUAUCAUUGGGGUCAACAGUGCAGGCACUGCGCGUAUAAGAAGUUUCUAUAUUAUAAUAUAUCGCAUCGAUCUACCGUAAAGAUACGCAAAAGUAUGCAAUCGUGGUCUCCUCCAUA
Messenger RNA from Spizellomyces punctatus DAOM BR117, 1281 nucleotides. RefSeq lists its product as uncharacterized. The record is from RefSeq and is a predicted model, not a curated record. The transcript has 7 exons. Gene Ontology annotation, cellular component: nucleus. Bases 94 to 1203 code for a protein of 369 amino acids. Gene Ontology annotation, molecular function: protein binding. Lineage: Eukaryota; Fungi; Chytridiomycota; Chytridiomycetes; Spizellomycetales; Spizellomycetaceae.